CAUCAGUGUCUGUUGUUAGGGGGUGUGCUCAGUAGUUGCUCUAUAAUGGGUAAGCGGAUAUUUCUGGCGCUGUAGAGGUGACCUGAUUCUUGUUUCUUGACAGCCGGUGAUAAGACCAGACGUUUGUGACUACAGUCAUUCAGGAUGGCCGAACCACUUCGAGUUUUAGUGACUGGGGCCGCAGGACAGAUUGCUUAUUCACUCUUGUUCGGCAUUGCAAAAGGAGAUGUCUUUGGAAAAGACCAGUCGCUCAUCCUUGUCCUUCUUGACAUUACCCCAAUGAUGCCUGUCCUGAAUGGUGUUGUCAUGGAGCUGGAGGACUGCGCCCUUCCAAUUCUGAAAGAGGUCAUUGCAACCGACAAAGAGGCCGAGGCUUUCAAAGACCUUGACGUAGCAAUAUUGGUAGGCUCCAUGCCUAGAAGAGAGGGUAUGGAGAGGAAGGAUUUGCUGAAAGCAAAUGUGAAGAUUUUUAAAUCCCAAGGAGCUGCCUUGGACAAAUACUCCAAGAAAACUGUAAAGGUCCUGGUUGUAGGUAACCCUGCCAAUACCAACUGUCUGAUUGCCUCAAAAUCUGCAUCAUCAAUUCCCAAAGAAAAUUUUACUUGCUUAACACGUUUGGAUCAUAACAGAGCCCAAAGCCAGAUUGCAGUUCGACUUGGCAUCCCUGCCAAAGAUGUCAAAAAUGUUAUUAUUUGGGGAAACCAUUCUUCUACUCAGUUUCCAGAUGUUAACCACGCUAAAGCUACAGUCAAAGGAAAGACCAUUGGGGUAUAUGAAGCUGUGCAGGAUGAUAGCUGGCUGAAAGGGGACUUCAUCACAACUGUGCAGCAGCGAGGUGCAGCUGUAAUUAAGGCAAGGAAGCUGUCCAGUGCCAUGUCUGCCGCCAAAGCAAUCUGUGAUCAUGUAAGAGAUUGGUGGUUUGGCACUCAUGAGGGAGAAUUUGUUUCUAUGGGAGUGAUUUCAGAUGGAAAUUCUUAUGGCAUACCUGAAGAUUUGAUCUAUUCCUUCCCUGUGGCAAUCAAGAAUCAGUCAUGGAAGAUCAUAGAAGGCCUCCCUAUCGAUGACUUUUCCCGUGAGAAGAUGAAACUGACUGCUGAUGAGCUUGUAGAUGAGAGGGAUACUGCUCUUCAAUUCAUUUCCAGUGAAUGACUAAUUUGUAAACAUGAUGAUAAAAAGCACUUAAAUGUAGAUUGUUCAAAAUGCCGUCUAUGAGUCAAGUACUGUACCUGUUAAACCUAGUCCUAAACCACAUGCAAAUGCAUUUUGAGUCACAAUGUAACAAUGUGAAAUUGUGAUUAUAAGAACAUAUUAAAAGUCAUUAGCCUUGUCUUGCA
Protopterus annectens (West African lungfish) is the source of this 1334-nucleotide messenger RNA. RefSeq names its product malate dehydrogenase 1 (gene MDH1). Gene Ontology annotation, biological process: tricarboxylic acid cycle; malate metabolic process; oxaloacetate metabolic process. Gene Ontology annotation, molecular function: L-malate dehydrogenase (NAD+) activity. The transcript is spliced from 9 exons. The coding region runs from base 145 to 1149 and encodes 334 amino acids. Gene Ontology annotation, cellular component: cytosol; mitochondrion. NCBI's taxonomy places the organism in Eukaryota, Metazoa, Chordata, Ceratodontiformes, Protopteridae. The record is from RefSeq and is a predicted model, not a curated record.